Lactuca saligna is the source of this 753-nucleotide messenger RNA. The record is from the annotation of a GenBank genome assembly. Lineage: Eukaryota; Viridiplantae; Streptophyta; Magnoliopsida; Asterales; Asteraceae.
AUGAGCUCAGACGAAGAAAAGUAUAACCAAACAAUGAUGUACAGUGGGAUCUACUACAUCUCAUUAACAUCAUUGUUUUGCAUUUUCCCCAUUCUAGCCGACUUCUUCAAUGGCUUCUGUGAAGGAAAAUUUUGGUUUCCACCCAAGUAUUUCUCUCUUAACGUAGUUUCCAUCACUGCAAUAAAUGUCCUGAUUGUGAUGAAACUCCCUAUGGGUUUUUAUAUUCAGGGCCAAGUAGCCAAGCUAGGAAGCAUGGCGACUAUGGCGUUCAUGUCCACCAUGGUGGCUAACAUGCUCCCUUCUUUGGGAUAUAUGGACAACAAGACACUUGUUGAUACUGUCAUAGGUUUUACUAUUCCAAUUAUCCUCGUAAUUGUGGAUAGUUUUAUGGAGUUUAAUUAUACAGGUGUUAUUAGCCACGUGAAUUUAGCAUACACCCUCAUCGCUAUGCUACUCUUCUUACUAAUAAUUUUGAUUUCUGCUGCGAUAGCAACUCCUUCUCUUAAGCAGAUUUUAGAGGCCCGGUAUCAAGCCACUAGCCAAAGAGUGUCAAGAAAUCAACGUCCAGAAGAUAGAUUCAAUGUCGAGAAGCUGAGAGAAUAUGUGAAAAUACAUCUAAUCUUGGCAGAAACUUGCGACCCUCAGUUUGCUUUGGCUAGUAGUCCAUUAUCCUCUACUUCUGGCUUAAUUUGCUUACUUGUUUUACUCAUCUACAUACCUGUGGCUGCGUUAGUAUUGAUAAACAGAUCAUGA